Molecule: messenger RNA, 6199 nt
Organism: Stegastes partitus (bicolor damselfish)
Lineage: Eukaryota; Metazoa; Chordata; Actinopteri; Pomacentridae
Product: RNA-binding protein MEX3B
Exons: 4
Coding region: 390-2372 (660 amino acids)
Molecular function (GO): RNA binding
Source: RefSeq, a predicted model, not a curated record
AGAGCCGAGAAUCACUGUUUUUUUAACUAAAAGGUAACCGCUAACCUUGGAUUUCAGCCGCGCUCUCCACGGCGACACGCAGAAUGAAGAGCCAGUGACACUCCCGUGGAUAUGCUUUGACUCUCCGGCAAGAGAAAAAACAACUGUGCCCUCUUUUCGCUUUUAAACGGUUUUUCUCCUACGCCCCCCAUUUAGCUUGCUAGUUAGCCAUCCCGCUAGCUGGUAGCGCCGCACAGCACAGCUCUCCUCCUCCCGGCUGCUUCUCCCACAACAACUGGGCGACGAGCGAAGAAGAGGAGCUCGGCGACAAAAAGGCCAGAUAAACAGAGGGUGAGCUCACUCCCAACAAACAGGCAUCCGUGAUCUGAUGUGAGAUCCACGGAGAGACUAUGCCUAGCCCUUUAUUCCACCCCGAGAUUAUGGACCACGACGUGGUGAUCAGCAGCCAGCACAACGGGGUCGGUCUGCCCCGAGAGACGGACCAGGAGUCCCGGGAAGAAGACCACCAAGAGGCCCUCCGCUUCGCCCUGGACCAGCUGUCACUCAUGGCUCUGGAGAAGGUGGACUGUGGGGGCGGCGGUGGCUCUGGAGGCAGCGGGCUUGUCGACACCCUGGAUGGGACCCAGGGUCCGGGCUCCGAGAGCUGCAACGGUGUGGGUGGAGGGGGCUACGUGGAUCUACAGAUGCUGGAGCAUCCCAGCGGGUCCCGGGACUCGCCGACGUCCUGCUCUCCAUCCCCAGAGUACUACGGCUCAGGCGGGUACCACAUGGCCGGCUCGCACUCCAUGCUCCACGGGGAACAAAGCUCCGUCCUCUGCAGCAGGAAAAGAAGUGUCAACAUGACUGAAUGUGUGCCUGUCCCCAGCUCUGAACAUGUGGCCGAGAUAGUGGGGAGACAAGGUUGUAAGAUCAAGGCCCUACGUGCCAAAACUAACACCUACAUAAAGACUCCAGUUCGAGGUGAGGAUCCAGUAUUCAUCGUGACCGGGCGCAGGGAGGAUGUGGAGAUGGCCAAACGUGAAAUUGUGUCUGCAGCUGAGCAUUUCUCUAUGAUCCGGGCGUCCCGCUGCAAAGCUGGAGGGCCUGGAGGAGGAGGAGGUUCUCUGCCUGGACCACCACACCUACCUGGACAGACCACCAUACAGGUGAGAGUUCCCUACAGAGUAGUUGGUUUAGUUGUUGGACCAAAGGGAGCAACUAUCAAGCGCAUCCAGCAGCAGACUCACACCUACAUCGUGACACCCAGUCGAGAGAAAGACCCAGUGUUCGAGGUGACCGGGAUGCCAGAGAACGUGGACAGAGCGAGAGAGGAGAUCGAGACCCACAUCACCCUGCGAACUGGAACCUUUGUAGACCUGCAGGGAGACAAUGACUUCCAUACCAACGGCACCGAUGUCAGUCUAGAAGGCCUCGGCGCCCUGAGUGGAGGGCUGGGGGCAUCUCUGUGGUCCAGAGCUACAGGUCACCAUUCAGCGCCCCCUCCUCCCCCUCCCUCCCCUCCUCCUCCUUCUAUUCCCAUGUCCAUGCACCACUCGUCCAGCCGGAAGAUGUCCUCAUCAGUCGCCUAUCACACGCACAACGGCGGGAUGAGCUCAGACAACUUCAGUGCCGCCCGAAAGGCCAACGAGGGCGGCAGCCCUACUAGCCCUUUUAGCACAGGCUCCAGCAGCGCUGGAGGAGGAUUCACUUUUGGGGGCGAUUCCACCCCAGGACUGCCUUCCUCAGAUGAACUAGGCUUUGAGUUCAGUGCUUCCAACAUCUGGGCACCUUUCGUCAACGGUGGAACAGGCAAUAAGACGGCCGGCUCCUCCCAGCAGCAGCAGCAGCCUCUACGUCGCAACAGCAGCGGCCUCAGCGGCGGCGCCAUCACUCCACGAUUGUCCCCAACUCUGCCUCAGGACACGGGCGUGGGCCCUCUGGAUCACCCACUAGCCCGUCGUGCCCAGAGCGACCCCCUCAGCACUCUGUCAUGGCUGCAGUCCGGCAGCGCGGGAGGCGGCUCCUUCUCUGGAGCGUCCAGCUCCAGCUCCGGCGGCUCGUCGACCGGCUACUCCUCCUGCUCGGCCUCCUCCCUGCCCGGUGGCUCACCCACUGACUCCGAGGGAGGCGGCAGCGGCGUGGGCCUCAGCUCUGGGAUGCUGAGCCGACUGAAAAGCGGCUCUGGUCCUGGGGUUGCAGGUCUGGUUGGCGUCAGCCCCGGGGUCAACAGGGACUGCUUUGUGUGUUUCGAGAGCGAGGUGACAGCAGCCCUGGUGCCUUGUGGCCACAACCUGUUCUGCAUGGAGUGCGCCGGGCAGAUCUGCCAGUCAGCUGAGCCGGAGUGCCCCGUCUGCCACACUCCUACCACACAGUGCAUCCGCAUCUUCUCUUAAUGCCCCGGGCAAGUGGGGUGGGGGGGUAAAUAAUGGGAGGGCGGGGACAGGAAGGGUACCGGAGUGGGGCACCAGCUGUGGCGGAGACAAUGGAAGGAUUCACACUAAUAACCUUCACACAUACAUGAUGGACCAUAAUAAAUGCAUUAAUAGAGAUGAUGAUACUAUGAGGAUGUUGAUUUAUUGCUGAUAACUGUCAAGAUUAAUAAUAACAAUAAUAAUAAUAAUAAUGACAAUGACUUAUUUUCAGAGUGAAGUUAAUUGAAGCUGGUCUGCAGACAGUUGGGGCUCAGACAGUCUCUCGGUGGUGAACUUAUGGAAGGAAACUAGUGUCUUAUCUCUCUUCAGGCCUUCAUUUUGACCCGGAGCAGCCUGCACGGCUGGCUGCCGGUCCGUCUCGACAUUUCUUCAUUCUGGCUUCUUCAGAUUUCUGCCUGCUUUCUCUGUCACAGCCUUUCCUUUUGACACUUUUGUACUUAACAGAUAUUUUUCGAUGAAGCUGUCAAUGAGGCCUGCACUUUUCUACUCCUAAUUUUAAUGUUCUUGACAGGACGCGACCUGUUCCCAAACAAAAUCCCUUUUCUCUUCUGCUCUCACUCAUGCUGUUGGUUGUGACACAAAGCAACAAGGUUCCUCUUUUUUCUGUAAGCUCGGACGUUGUUGUUUUUUUUUUUUCUUUCUUUGUUUUUUUUAUUUUUAUCAAAGGUCGGCAUGUUGGCAGGCACCUAGCAGAACAAUACACCCAAGGGACCUCUUAAGGAUGUUUCUCGUUGCCACAUAAAAUUUAGCCAUGACUAAGUAAAGCCAAAUGAUUGCUAUUAAUAGACGUCUCUUAAUUCUUCGAUUCAGUAACAUGUUGGAUGAAAUUGGAUGAGUCUGCCCCACAUUUCAAAUGUGGACGUUGCACUGAUUCACAUGAAUUAUCCUUUAAUAGGUGAGAAACGUACCAUUAGUGAUGCUGAAGGAAUGUGUCUGAGGUCAGUUCUCUGUAUGUUUGUGUGUUUGGGCUGCCUGACAAUCCCUUUACAUGUCUCUCGCUCUCUCUCUCUCUUUCUCUUUCUGGUGUGCGAUUGCGUGUGCGUGUGAGAAUAAUGCCCACUCAUGCUGUUCUUCACAUCGGCAUCAUCAUCAUGUGUCAUCACCAUGAGAAGGUCUGGUUUCUGUCCUGCUGCCCCUCUCCUUCACUUCACUCUCGUAGUCUUAAAGCAAGGCGAUGCUCUGAUCCAUCCGGAACGCUUCCCUCUCACACACGCUGCGUCUGUUACACUUAGAUCCGCUUCUUUAGUGUUUUCUACUAGUUUUUGACUCUUGACUGUCGAGUGUGUGGCUAACAGACGUAUUUUGAACUCUAGGAUAAGAUAGGGCUUUUCUGAUGUCACACCAGAAUGUUUUUGUCCAAUAAGGAGAGACGGCUUCUCCUCACACAUGAAACAAUAACAAGGGGCUCGAUUGAACCUAUCCCACCCCCCUUCCCCAUGCACUGUAACCCCCGGCCCCUCUAAAAAAAAAAAAACAAAAGGAAAAAAAAAAAAAAGACACAGCUCUUACUGUUUUCGUUAGGUUUGGUCUUCCACCCCUUUGUCAAAGCUGUACGGCACCAUCCGAGAUGACACACUGUUGUAUCCGUACAGCGCUGGACUCCUGGAAAAAUUGUAGUGCACUAUAUGGUUCGUUGUUUGAGAUUUGUCCUUGUGUUUCAUAGCAUUACUGAGUAACUCCAAGGAGGCGGUUACAUCCUGUUUUGUGUUCGUGCUUUGUUUUUUAAAAAAGUCGGUGUGAGUUUGCAGUAACUGCCUCUUAUAGUGUUAAUACUCUACGUAUGAUUUCGGGCGAUGUCGGUGUGAUGGUGCACGGUUGCCGUUGGUGGCCCUUCUGAAUGUGCGUGGAAAUCCGCUCAUAGAAUGAGACAAGCCAUGACAACUGAAUUAAAAAAAAAACGCCACACCUAAUUCUCAAGGGCUUCCUCUGACUGCACAGACACAUGAUCACAUUUUCAGGCUCACACAGUAGGAAGAAUCAACUUAUCCUUUAUGGCAGCUAGUAGCUAGGUCAUCCAGGGCUUCCAGACACUCGUUGUGUUCAAAUCCCAGCAGCUGCAGAAUGUUUUGCGUGUUAUUGUUUUUUUAGAUAAAUGGUUUCUUAAUUGUGCCCCUACACGGUCAUCACAUUCAGAUCCUGUUGGUGCGUAGGGCGCCGCAGUGUGUCGUCCUCCCUGGACGCUACCGCAGAUCAGGACGGUUGUGGGGUUUUAUUUUGAUAUGGAGGAAUGAAGGGUGGCUCUACAUGAGUACGUAACUGGGCAGUUGCUGCUGUGCUUUGGUGCUCCAGCCAGUAUAACGUUAAACUUAUUCACUGUGUUGACUGUUCGUUUGCUACUUUGGUGACGAUGGCAGUAGCCCCCCCUGAGGUAUCUGAUAAGUGGCUGUCCUGGUUGAGCGCAGCAGUGCACUGACUCGAUGGUUGUGGGAGAAACCUGGCAAGGAGCUGGACUGAUAGUCUUUGUGAAGACUAGGUGCUUUGGUGCAGCUCCCUACUGAAACACAGACAUGAACAAACCCCAGCUGAUAGCGGGAGGCCAUUUAGUUCUCAGACUGACUUCUCCAAUGCACUGUAGACCUGACAACCCUGUUCUCAUUCUCGUCGUCCCCUCCCUCCCUCCUCCCUCCUCCCUCCUCCCUCUGUGGGACCGCUGUGUUGAAACUGGAGACCCAUCCUUUCGUCGGGCUCUGAUGUCAAACGUCGCUUUUCUUCGUGCACACUCAGAACAGAUGCAGGGCUGCGAAUGUGUCUGAAUGAACAGAUCUGUGAUGACUGUUGUGUGAGUCUGUUGAGGCCAAUCUUAAAGCCCUUCUUUAAACUGUCCAAGUUGACGCGUUAAAGAAUAAAAUGUGUUGUAUUUUGCCAGAUGGGUCUAAUGUAAAUGCCGGUGCUGCACCGGAGUGUUUCUGGCCAUUGAGAGAGUGUUAGGGUUAAUGUACAGUAGUUUAAUUGUUAAAAAGGUACAAAUUUUUUCAGAUCGACUGCUGAUUUUUAUUUUUUUUAAGUCAAUCUUACCCCCUCCCCCCAUUUCCUUCCUAAAGGUUUGAAAACAGGGUUUCCUGAGGCAUGCUAGCCAGUGACCUCUGACCUUUUUUUGUGAUUAGAGGGGGGAUGCGAAGAGAGCCACGCCAGUAAGGGGUGACAGACGCCCCUCAAGCCUCCGCUCUCCUAUUUUUGCUUUAAUUCUCUUUGUAUGCAGAACCAAAAUGUAAAACGUCAGCAAACUAGGUUUCAGGCCUAACCUGUGUGUGUAUAUACCCUGGAUACAAUCAUCGGGAUCUUGUUUUCAAAAGCAAAAUGACUUAAUUGAAGAUAAGUGUAGUUUCUAAAGAACAUGUAUCAUUAUUUGUAAGUUAACCAUCUGCAUGUCUUCAAGCCACCUGGCAUUAGCUAAUAAUUUUUAAGAUAAAAAAGGAAAAAAAAAAAAAACUUUUUACACGUUUUAUUUUUUACAAUUUAUUUGCUUACCUAAAUAUCCCAGACAAUAAUGUGACCCUUUUUAUUACUUCAAAUUUAUUUUUAUUUUCCAUUUUUUAUUUUCCUUAUUUCCUGUGUACUACAUAUAGGCAAUUUAUAACAAAAUGAGAAAAUUAUUGAAGAAAUUUUAAAAUUGAAAUAUAUUUUAUUUGAAAGUUUAUGGACCUUUUAACCGUGAGCCGGGAAAAAUUGUAUAAUCAUAUAAUUUGAGCUGACUUGACGGUUAUGAGAAAUGUAUCAAGAGUUUUAUUUUUUAUGCUUCUUUAAUAAAGUCUUGUUUUUGGUUUCAUUUUUUUACUGUUAAAUAAGAA